GGUGCUACAGGGACACUGCACUUUCUCUACGGCUCAGCCCAGGCCAGGCCUCUCCAUCCUGCUCACCCAGCCCUUGAGAGGAAAACGAAAACUAUUUGCUGUGAGGCCUUGGGCCAGUGGUUGGAUUUCAGGCACCAGCCGGCAAAUAGAAAAGGCAGGGAUGUGCCUCUCUGAACCUCUGAGAUGGGACGAGCAGGGUGCUGCGUACCCCACCUGUAGAAAACGGGCUUAUCUUUGCGGAGGGCAGUUUCUUCAUCUGGAAAAUAAAGAAAAAGCCAGCCUUUCCCUUCCGAGGGGAGUUGUCCCCUAUACGUGUCAGGGAAGCAAUGGGGCGCGUUUGGAAUCCUGGUCGACAACAGCUCUCACUUUAAGAGGCCACAGGAGACGGGCGCAGACAGGGCUGUACCCUGAGCCCGCUUGUUCUGUAAGACCCAGCAGAGAUGCCAUCUUCUCCGGGAAGCCUUCCCGAGCCCCCUGGGUGAGUGCUUCUCCCUCCCUCCCCGCCGCCAGGCUAGCUCAGCACUUGGCCUCCGCAGCUGUCACUAGGAUCCUUGUCUUAUGCCGUCGGGGCCUGUCCUCUCCCACCCAGCUACAUCAGUGCUCAGGCUGGGCCCCGGGGCAGGCGGGAGAAGCCAGUGGACGCCUCCUGCAGGGACACAGCGGCAGACCUCUCACCUGGCUGUGUGGUUUGGUCUCUUGUGCCUCCUGGGCCCUCUUUUUUGGGCCUCAUUCUCUGAUGCCUUCCCUCUUCACUUGGCGCUUCACUAUUCUCUUGCUCGGUUGCUUGGGGCAGAGACUUUGGGGGAAAAACACAGCCCCACAUUGAGCUUUUCCUUCCUUCCAGGGCUGGUGCGGCCUUGGGCCAGGCCCAGCCUCUUUCUCCGCAUCUCCCUGCACGGCCCACAUCCCUCCCUGUCUGCUCGGUGCCCCCUGUCCCUGAGCUCCCUGGGCUCCGGGGUUCUGCCCAAGUGCCCUGCCUGGCCCCUUCUCCGAGCACACAUUCCUGCAACCCCGUGACCACAACUGGGGACAUUACACAUUCCUGGCCUGGCAGCCAGUGAUGUAAAAAAGAACAGAAUGUCCCAGGGCCCCGCCCAGCCCCCAGCUCCACCUGGGCCCCUCCCUGGGCUGGACAAUGUAGGGUUGCUGGUGAGGAGUUAUGAGGGAAGAGGCUGGACCAGCUCGGACAGGGAGAAAUGUGCUCUGUGCCUGGUGCCAGGUGGGGCCGGAGGUGCUCCUACCUUAGUGAGCAGGGAGGGAGGUUGCAGACACCCUUUCUCCUUCCUCUCCAAGGCCCGGGGGUGAGGCUGACCCAGGGGUGCCUCUGGAGGGACUCCCCAGGGAGGGGCCCUGGCUCCUGGAAGCCCACGCAGGGGGGCCCUCCUGCUCUCCUUCAGGGGAGGGGCUCCUCUGGGGGCUGGCUCCCUCCUCCUCACCCCCCUUCUCUGCCUCUCCUCUGUCCCUGCCUCCCAGUCCCUCACCCUCUCCUGGUCCAUCCACCUCCCUGCUCCUGCCUUCCCUGUUCUCCUGGUCUCCCCGCCUUAGUCUCACUCGUCCUAACUUGCCCUCUUUCCCAUGCUUUGCCCUCCCGGCUUUGUGUUCAGGAUCCUUCUCCUGGUUCGAGACCUCUGACCCUCCCCUGCCAUUCUGUCUCCUGGUCUCCCUGCCUGCCAGCUCCCCGCCACUCCGAGGCCCCGACUCUUCUCCCGCCACCUCUCGCCUUCCCUGUCCCCGUGCUCCCUCCCAGUCACCUGCCCUCAGGCGCCCUCCUCCCGCUGGAGAGCUCUCAGCUCCGGCUCCUCCUCUGCCCCUCCCCCUGCCCGGCUCACCUUUAAUUGAGAUGCUAAUGAGGCUUCUGUCGCUUCCAUCCCUGGCGGGCGGGCGGGCUCCCCGGCCGGGCUGCUGCACCUGUCAGGUGAGGGGGAGGAGAGGCCGGGCCGCCAGAUCCAACUGGAAAGGAAGCAGUCCCAGUCCAGCCACAGCCUGGGAGUGGGGAGCAGGAGGCAGCCCAGGCCUCUCGGAGCCCUGCAGUCCCCGGGGCCAAGAGGCAGUCAGGCCACGGCCCGAGGUCAGGGCCAGAGACCGGAGGGAGGGGAGGAAAAGGAAGGGGUCAGGACCAGAGAGGCUGGCGCCCGGAGAGGAGACAGGCAAGGAAGGGAGUCGAGAGACACCCAAAGAGAAGCAGAAGGCAGAGACAGGGACGGAGAGAGGCUAAGACACAGACGCUGAAGGAAGAAGACCAAAGAAAGGGAUUGACUCAGCGGGGCAGAGACUGCAGUGGAGACAGAAGGGGAGAUUCUAGGACCGAAAGCAAAAAGGUGGUCUCAUCGGGGAAGCAGCGAGGUCACUCCAGGGAGGCUCCAGCUCUUCUGGCCCCGACUCCUGCAGGGCUCAUGAAGGGAGACAAGCAUGAGGAGCCUGAGCCGGGCCCCGAACCUGCGGCCCCCCCGCUGCCCACGGAGGAGGAGGAGGCCCUGCUGGAGUUCCACCACUCCUACCGGGAGCUCUUCCAGUUCUUCUGCAACAACACGACCAUCCACGGCGCCAUCCGCCUGGUGUGCUCGCAGCACAACCGCAUGAAGACGGCCUUCUGGGCCGUGCUCUGGCUCUGCACCUUCGGCAUGAUGUACUGGCAGUUCGGCCUGCUCUUCGGAGAGUACUUCAGCUACCCCGUCAGCCUCAACAUCAACCUCAACUCGGAGAAGCUCGUCUUCCCCGCCGUCACCGUCUGCACCCUCAAUCCCUACAGGUACACGGAAAUUAAAGAGGAGCUGGAGGAGCUGGACCGCAUCACAGAGCAGACGCUCUUCGACCUGUACAAGUACAACUCCUCCAACACCCUCGUGGCCCACGCCCGCGGCCGCCGCGACCUGCGGGAGUCUCUGCCGCACCCCCUGCAGCGCCUGCCGGUCCCGGCUCCGCCCCACGCCGCCAGCAGAGUCCGCCGAUCCGGCUCCAGCCUGAGGGAUAAUAACCCGCAGGUGAACUGGAAGGACUGGAAGAUCGGCUUCCAACUGUGCAACCAGAACAAAUCGGACUGCUUCUACCAGACGUACUCAUCAGGGGUGGAUGCGGUGAGGGAGUGGUACCGCUUCCACUACAUCAACAUUCUGUCCAGACGGCAGGACACCUCUCCGUCGCUGGAGGAGGACGCGCUGGGCAAAUUCAUCUUCGCCUGCCGCUUCAACCAGGCCUCCUGCAAUGAGGCGAAUUACUCCCACUUCCACCACCCGAUGUACGGGAACUGCUACACUUUCAAUGACAAGAACAGCUCCAACCUCUGGAUGUCCUCCAUUUCUGGGGUCAACAACGGUCUGUCCCUGACGCUGCGUACAGAGCAGAAUGACUUCAUCCCGCUGCUGUCCACGGUGACUGGGGCCAGGGUGAUGGUACACGGGCAGGAUGAGCCCGCCUUUAUGGAUGAUGGAGGCUUUAACCUGCGGCCUGGUAUGGAGACCUCCAUCAGCAUGAGUAAGGAAGCCGUGGCAAGACUUGGGGGUGACUAUGGCGACUGCACCAAGAAUGGCAGCGAUGUCCCAGUGGAGAACCUUUACGGUACCAAGUACACGCAGCAGGUGUGUAUCCAUUCCUGCUUCCAGGUGAACAUGAUCAGGGAGUGUGGCUGUGCCUACAUCUUCUACCCGCCGCCCAGGGGUGUGGAGUUCUGUGACUACAGGAAGCAUAAUUCCUGGGGCUACUGCUACUAUAAGCUCCAGGACGCCUUCUCCUCAGACCGCCUGGGCUGUUUCACCAAGUGCCGGAAGCCAUGCAGUGUGACCACCUACAAGCUCUCUGCCGGUUACUCACGAUGGCCCUCGGUGACAUCCCAGGACUGGGUCUUCAAGAUGCUGUCCCGACAGAACAAUUACACCAUCAAGAACAAGAGAGAUGGGGUUGCCAAACUCAACAUCUUCUUCAAGGAGCUGAACUACAAAACCAACUCUGAGUCUCCCUCUGUCACGACAGUCACCCUCCUGUCGAACCUGGGCAGCCAGUGGAGCCUGUGGUUCGGCUCCUCUGUGCUGUCUGUGGUGGAGGUGGCCGAGCUCAUCUUUGACCUCCUGGCCAUCACAUUCCUCAUGCUGCUCCGGAGGUUCCAGAGUCAAUACUGGUCCCCAGGCCGAGGGCGCAGGGGUGCCCAGGAGGUGGCCUCCACUCCAGCCUCCUCCCUCCCCUCCCGUUUCUGCUCCCACCCCGCCUCCCCAUCCUCAUCCCCGCCGGGCCCUGCCACCUCCCUGGCCUUGUCAGCCCCUCCGCCUGCCUAUGCCACCCUGGGCCCCCGCCUGGCUCCAUCAGGCUCCACGGAGGCCAGCUCCUCUGCCCACACUCCGGGGGAGCCCUGAGAGGGAAGGACGGUGUCCCCUCCCCAAGGCAGGCACUUCCCUUGGUGGGAGGGGACCAACCUUGGCAGGAUUAGAGAAUGUUUGGGGCUGCCUCUCAGAGCUGCCCAGCUGCCUGUGCUGUGGGGCAGGGAAGCAGGCUGGAUAGGGGGCUGAGGAAAUUGUCUGGAGAACCACGGCCAGCAUGACCUUGGUUCCUGCCCUCUACCCGCUGGUCCUGCCUCAAGAACACUCUGGUUUCCCCACCCGAGUGCAGGCAAGUCCUCUUUUCCCUUGGAUCAGCCAAGCCAAACUUGGAUCUUUGACAAAGAACUUUCCUAGGAAACAACUGACAACCAGAACAAAACACAAACAAGGGCACACAAAGGCAUGCAUGGUUUCCUCCUCAAAGAUGACUGGAUUCAGCCCUAGAAUGGCCCUCCACGCUGCUUUCCAGGGACACAGACAUUUGCUCCUCUUCUUGAACUUGGGUGGGGAACCCCACCCAAAAGCCCCCUUGGUUAGUUGCUAGGCAAUUCCCUUUCCCUGACUCCCAGGGCAGGGGCUGGAACAGCCCAGUGUAGUAAAGACUUGGCCAUUCCCAGUCGGGAGUCCCAGGACUCUUCCAGCCUCACGACCCCACGCCCCCACGGAGCCACACAUUUGGAUUUGGAUCAAUAGGCAUUUGGAUUUGCUCAAGCUAUUUCCUUAGCCUGGAAGCUUCUCCCACCAUCUGCUGGAGAACUCCUAUGCAUCCUUUAGACCCCUGCUCAGAUACCAUUACUUCUGUGCAGGCUUCUGCCCCAUCUUGUCUUGCCCAGACGUGACCACUUCCCUAUCCUGCGGACUCCCAUAGCACACCAUAACAUCCACAGAAAUGCAGAUGCUGCAUUUUACUUUCCUGUUCAUUUGUGUCUGCGUCCCCAACCAGACUGAGCUCGUCGUGGUCAGGAUUGAGUCUUGUUCAUUUACGGAUCCUCAGGGUCUAGCCCAGUAUCCUGCUUGGAGCAAGUAGGCAGGUACUUAAUAAAUGUUGUUGCACAAAGAA
Molecule: messenger RNA, 5367 nt
Organism: Balaenoptera ricei (Rice's whale)
Lineage: Eukaryota; Metazoa; Chordata; Mammalia; Artiodactyla; Balaenopteridae
Gene: SCNN1A
Product: sodium channel epithelial 1 subunit alpha
Exons: 14
Coding region: 2394-4343 (649 amino acids)
Biological process (GO): sodium ion transmembrane transport
Cellular component (GO): membrane
Molecular function (GO): ligand-gated sodium channel activity
Source: RefSeq, a predicted model, not a curated record